UCGUCGGUUCAAACAGUCAAAAAGUCUUCUAAAUUCUAUAAAAACAAAGAUGCAGUUACAUGUUAGAUUUUUGUUUGUUUUAUUUGAAAUUGAUAACAUGAUCAUUUUCAAGCUGGUUAAAAUUGCGGAAAUUGUGGUCUUUAUGUUUUAUUACUUUUGCCUAAGGGUUGAAGUAUUUGCAUCAUAUAAUACUUAAUAAAACAAAUCGUAAAUAAAAGCUUGUGAUAGCCGAUAAUUGAUUAAAAAUGAUUUACCAAAUCGUUUUGGCCUUUACUUUGUUUUAUUGCUCGAUGGCUGAGAUUUAUUCAUCAACUGCUCACAUCAAGUUGGAGUUGUCAAGGAUACGACAAGAUAAGUCCAUAGAAAUGCUUAAACAGGUUCUAGAUAACCAGGAGUCCUCGGAUCUAACACAUAUGAAAACGCUCAUUGAGACGCUUGAUCAGCUGGAAGCAGACGCUAAGAACCCAAACUUCACAGUCUUACAUCCACUAGACGCCUACAGAUUCAUUAGAAAUCAUUCUGUCAUUUUCAACGAAACUGUCACUCAACUUGUGAAAGAAAUGCAGAAGAAUGGCUAUGCUCACGCUGAAAUUAUUCAACUGACACAAAACCUCACCGCCCUGCCCGAGGAUGAUUUGAUAGGGGCCUUGCGAGGAAUCAUUCGCAUUCAAAAUACAUACGGUAUAAAAACAAACGAUCUUGCCGAAGGAAAUGUUCUUGGUCAAUACAGGAGAGAAAUGACAGCCGCCGAAUGUAAAGAUAUGAUGAUCAUUGCAUUUUAUUCCGACCAGAUCAUGUUAGCAUUUGAUUGGCUAGAGAUAGCAAUACAAAGAAUAGAAGCGGGUGAUAAAACAGCUACCGUGACUGCCCUACUUUGUAAAGCUGCAGCGUCCGCAUUCAAUAUCAAACGCAAAGCAGAAGCUGUUAUCAUUUAUGAAUACGUUGUUGAACAGAACCCAAAGAACAGAUAUUUCAAGCACAAAAUGAGAUAUUACCAGAAUAAUACUAAACAGGACGUCUUCAAAUUCGUGCAGCAUACUGACAAUUUCCGCAACGACUGUCGGAAGUAUUUAGAAGAAUCAGAACAGGUUUAUAAUUCUAUGUUGAAAUUUGUAUGUGACAUAAAAACAGACUUAAUCUGUAUCACCGUUCAGUAA
This is a messenger RNA of Ruditapes philippinarum (Manila clam), 1157 nucleotides long. Its product is annotated as prolyl 4-hydroxylase subunit alpha-1-like. Gene Ontology annotation, cellular component: endoplasmic reticulum. Lineage: Eukaryota; Metazoa; Mollusca; Bivalvia; Venerida; Veneridae. Bases 246 to 1157 code for a protein of 303 amino acids. The record is from RefSeq and is a predicted model, not a curated record. The transcript is spliced from 5 exons. Gene Ontology annotation, molecular function: procollagen-proline 4-dioxygenase activity; protein binding.